Messenger RNA from Seriola dumerili (greater amberjack), 1666 nucleotides. RefSeq names its product ADP ribosylation factor 5 (gene arf5). The record is from RefSeq and is a predicted model, not a curated record. NCBI's taxonomy places the organism in Eukaryota, Metazoa, Chordata, Actinopteri, Carangiformes, Carangidae. Gene Ontology annotation, molecular function: GTP binding; GTPase activity. Gene Ontology annotation, biological process: intracellular protein transport; vesicle-mediated transport. The transcript has 6 exons. Gene Ontology annotation, cellular component: plasma membrane; cytoplasm. The coding region runs from base 154 to 696 and encodes 180 amino acids.
CCGCGUUGGCCUGGACGUGGCACCGAAGAGGAGCUGCGCCCACUCUGGUUUCUCUCCGCCUGUUCCCGGUUUGUUCCCCGGCUCUGACCAGCAGCUGCUCCCGGACUAACCGGCUGACCUCCUCCCGCCCCUGAAACGGGACAUUUUAGUGAAAUGGGCCUGACGAUCUCGUCUCUGUUCUCCCGGUUUUUCGGGAAGAAGCAGAUGAGGAUCCUGAUGGUGGGUUUGGACGCAGCUGGAAAAACAACGAUCCUCUACAAACUGAAGCUCGGAGAGAUCGUCACCACUAUCCCAACUAUCGGCUUUAAUGUGGAGACAGUCGAGUACAAGAACAUCUGUUUCACGGUCUGGGACGUCGGUGGUCAGGACAAGAUCAGACCUCUGUGGAGACACUACUUCCAGAACACUCAGGGUCUGAUCUUUGUAGUGGACAGUAAUGACAGAGAGAGAGUAGCAGAGUCUGCGGAGGAACUCUCCAAGAUGAUCCAGGAGGACGAGUUGAAGGAGGCGGUUCUUCUGGUGUUUGCUAACAAACAGGAUCUUCCCAACGCCAUGGGAGUCAGUGAACUCACCGACAAACUGGGUCUGCACAGCCUGCGCAGCAGAACUUGGCACGUUCAGGCCACCUGUGCCACUCAGGGUACAGGUCUCUACGAGGGUCUGGACUGGCUGUCCAAUGAGCUGUCAAAACGCUAGAGCAGCGGGCAGGUAACAGGAAGCAGCAGACUGAUGUCAUCGACUGAUGUCAUCGACUGAUGUCACCAUGUACAAACUGAUGAAGAGGUGCAGGAGGAGGCGGAGUUUCACAGGACUGUUUUUGUUUUUUUUAAAUUAUAAAUGUGUCUGUCUGUAGGAGGAAGUGACGUCAUGGACUCUGAGCUCACCUUUAUUUCCUAUCAUCCUCUUCUGUUCUUCCUGCAGAUGUUUGUUAGAUCUGUUUUUUCUUUUAAUCCGCAUGUUUUAACUGAAUCAUGUGACAGGAAGUGAGUCAGGAGGGGCGUGGCUUAUGACAGGCUGCAGUUACCUGUUUUUAGAGGGCAGUGUUUGACAGGUGACAGUUACCUGUGGGGGGGUGGGGUUGUGACAGAUGACUCUUACCUGUUGAGGGGAGGUUGACAGAUGUGACAGGGGCAGGAUUUGUGACAGGUGACAGUUACCUGUUGGGGAGGGGGUUGGGUUAAUGACAGGUAACUGUUUCCUGUUUUUUUAGAGGGUGGGGUUUAUGAAAGGUGACAGAUACCUGUGGGGGCAGGGGGCGGAAUUUGUGACAGGUGACGGUUACCUGUGGUGGGGGCAGGGGGCGGAGUUAACUGCAGGUGACAGUUACCUGUUAUUUGAUGACUCAUUCCACAGAGCCGAACCUGAAGGCCUCGUCAUUCCUUAUCAAUGUGAAGAAGAAACAGAGACGACAAUGAUGCAAUAAAGGUUUUUUUUUCUUCGCACCUGUUUUUGUUAUUUUUAGUUUAAUAUUUAAAAUAAUUCAUAUUCAUGAGGCUCCAAAAAUCUUUUUGUGACAGAAAAAAAUUCCCUGUUAUAAUUUGGUAUUUGAACGCAUCACCAGUUUGUGUUAUAAGAAGAAAAUGAACCUGUUAAAUGAGAUGUAAAGGUUUUAUUUUAUAUGUUCUGACAUAUUUGUUAUUAAAACAAAAAUGUUUUAUAACAUUAA